CGUACGCAGCCACUCACCAGUUGACAGUUGAUCGUGUUUACAGCGGCACGCUUGACCAGUGAAAUAAUAACAAGCCGGAUCACAGCAAAGAUUGAGCAUGCGGCUGACAAGAUUAUUUUACUCAACGUUACUGAUAGGAAUACUGCAGUUGACGGUAGCCGAGGAUCAGGUCGAGGUGGUGAAAUCGGUUAGUCCCGGGGAUGAGGCUGCCAAGCGUGACAACGAUUCGGACCAGGUGGCGCUGGAAUCGGUAGAUCAGGAUCUGCAAGGAUCGGCACCGGUGCAGUCUUAUCCGCAACACUUGCCACCAUCGUUGGGUCACGGUACCGGAGGGUUAGGAGGUGGACCGGGUCUUGCAAAGCAUGGGCCAGGACCACAGCAUGGUCCACUACCACACCAUGGACCACCGAUACCGCACGGACCUAAUCGAGGAUCACUAAGCCUUGGACAACCAUUCGGACCGCCACCACCACCACCCCCGCAAGCCUUACCCGUUGCACAUGCGUACCACGGACCACCGCCACCGCCACCACCCCCGGGCACGCUUAAAGCGCAAGCCAGCGAGCUCAGUCCGGAGAAGCUGUACGGGCCUCCGCUCGCCGGCAACGAACUGUGGUCCUCGCCACUGCAGGACAUGCCAAAAAUUGUCUCGCUCGAUGUAAAGUGCGAAAAGCAGGGCAUGAAGGUGUUCGUCCAGUUCGAUAAACCCUUCUUCGGCAUCGUCUUCUCCAAGGGUCACUAUAGCAAUGUGAACUGCGUGCAUCUACCGGCCGGGCUCGGCAAAACGUCCGCUUCGUUUGAUAUCGGCAUCCACGAGUGCGGUACCGCUGGCAAUACGGACAACGUGCUGUACAACGGUUACUCCGGCACGGACACAAACGCGGGCUCUUACUUCGAGAACAUCAUCGUACUGCAGUACGAUCCGCAGGUACAGGAGGUGUGGGAUCAGGCACGCAAACUUCGCUGUACCUGGCACGAUCAGUACGAGAAGUCGGUCACCUUCCGACCGUUCCCGGUAGACAUGCUGGACGUCAUACGGGCCGAUUUCGCGGGCGAUAACGUCGGCUGCUGGAUGCAGAUCCAGGUCGGUAAGGGUCCGUGGGCGUCGGAGGUGUCCGGGUUGGUGAAGAUCGGCCAAACGAUGACGAUGGUACUAGCGAUCAAGGACGAUGACAGCAAGUUCGACAUGCUGGUACGGAACUGUAUGGCGCACGACGGUAAACGGGCCCCUAUUCAGCUGGUGGACCAGCGCGGUUGCGUUACCCGUCCGAAGCUAAUGUCACGCUUUACCAAGAUCAAGAACUUUGGUGCGAGUGCGUCGGUACUUUCGUACGCUCACUUCCAGGCGUUCAAGUUCCCGGACUCGAUGGAGGUACACUUCCAGUGCACGAUACAGAUCUGCCGCUACCAGUGUCCGGACCAGUGUACCGAUCCGGGCGUACUGGAUGUGCACCAUCUGUCUGGCGGACCGGAACAUCAGCAGUACGGACCACCACCACCACCACCGCCACCACAAUCGCUCGAUGCGCACGUGUUCACCUCCAACAGGAAGCGUGACGACCGACGGAUUCGACGCACGCGUGCAACCGAACCGGAGCAGAAGGAGGACGUUGGCUUGAACCGGGUCAUUCGCGUAGUGUCGCCGGGUGAUCUGACCUUCCCGAUUGGGCCGAGCUCGCUGAACGAUACGGACGCUGCCACGAUGGUGUUUUCAGCACGCGAAGAAGGCCUCAUCUGUAUGACUACGCCCGGGUUUACUGUUACGAUUGUGGUGCUACUGUCGAUUCUGCUCGCCUCCUGCAUUACGUCCGCCUUCCUCUGCAUACGUCUGAAACCGUUCUCGCUGUCGCUAGCGAAGGAACGUUCGGUGGCGUUCACCAACCCACAUCUGACACCGUCCGUCACCGGCACGGUACUGACCAGCGGGGCUAGCUCCAUUGUUGGAACGCUCAAGUCAACCAAGUCGAAUGCUGCCACCGGCAGCAAAACGCGCAUGUUCUACACCUGA
Messenger RNA from Anopheles maculipalpis, 2008 nucleotides. RefSeq lists its product as uncharacterized. The record is from RefSeq and is a predicted model, not a curated record. The coding region runs from base 98 to 2008 and encodes 636 amino acids. NCBI's taxonomy places the organism in Eukaryota, Metazoa, Arthropoda, Insecta, Diptera, Culicidae. The transcript has 4 exons.